CUCUUAGUCCCAGAAAUGCCGAAGAAAAAGCAUGCUGAUCCUUACUCAUUGGUAGGAAAAACAGCGAGGAAUGGUGAAAAGCAUAGUUUCAUCAAAAAGGAUCAGAAGCCAUUAUCUCUCAACAUCAGAGAUGCUUUUUACAGCCACAGUCAGACCAACUCAGAGUCGAGUAGUUGUGUCUCUUCUCAGGCCGAAAGCAAUAAUAAAAAGUUGAAAUAGACCUAAAAUCAACAGUACAACUAUUGAUAACGAAAUUGGGUACAAAAGUCUCCGGGCCCUCAGCUCUAAAAAGAGAAAACUAGUCAGGGAAUCAACUGUACAACAGUUCUGUAAACCUCCUAGAAGCAAGCUUAUCUCCAAGAAAGGCUUUACCUCAACUAGAAAUAAUCAAUCUGUAGUAACAAUGAAGAAGGCAAAGCUACUCAAGAAGAAAGGAUUAAGGGUUCUGAAGAACCCUGAGAUCGUCAAGUUGGCUCCUUUCUCGAUAUCUCUAGUAACUGGAAAGAAGACCACCUGUGGCUAUUCGACUUCUGCUACUCCGAAUAACAGGCAGUCUUUUGGGACUCCCUCUUGUCUUAAAAGUAUUGCUGAGAGGAACAAAAUUCUAAAGGAAAUCGAGAAUUUAUCUAAAGCAUUACUAAGCCAACAGGGAAGAUUCCAGAUGGCAGUGGAGAAGAUCAAGGCUGAACGAAAGAAGCAUAAGAAAACUAAAUAAACAUCUUGAAAAGAGUGAACUCAAGAAGGACCAAAUUGAGUACCUCAAGAGACGUAUCGAGGACCUCAAGAGGAACGAGGAGAACCUCCUGCAGGACCUUGUCCAGCAACAAUCCAUCUCAAAGGAUGCUCUGCAAGGACUUGAGAAUCUCCGUGUCAAGUUCGAUGAAGAGAAAAAGCUGAUGAAGGAUGAACUUGAUCAUUACUACAACCUUUUACUUGAACAAGAACGGGAGAAAUACCUUCAAUUGCAGGAAAGAGUCAGGCAACUUGAAAAAGUUGAAAGACAAGUUAAAGAGAUGGAGGUAAAAAAUUCAGGACAAGAACGUCGAAACAACGAACAAAGGGAAACUAUGUAUAGCCUACAAAGUAUGCUAGAAGAUAGCAGGAAGAAAUGCCAGGAACUUGAAGAAAAACUUGAUGAUAAAACCACUGAAUUGGAGCUCAAGGAAACCAAGUAUAACACCGUUAUUAGUAACCUCAAGGAGAAACUUGCAAAUCUUGAGGAAAAGACAAACCAAAAGUAUCAAGACCAUAUCAGGGAGCUUCAGGAAGAGAACCAAGUCAAAGAUGAGGAGAUUAUGAUGAAGACCAAGGAAAUCGAAAUGUUGCAUGCAAAUACAACUACCAAAUUUUCCCAUCUUGAGAGCCGUAAUGAUGAGCUCGAAGCUCAGAUUAAUCACAAAGAAAGAGAUUACCUUGAAGAGAAAUUUAGAAGAGAAGAACUUGAAUCUGAAGUUAAGAGACUUAAGGAAGAACUUGAUGAUAUCCAGACUAAGAAUGCUAUGACAGGUAAAUAUGGAUUCAAGGACAGCUACCUAGCCAAUGCUCAGCCUCAAGAAGUUCCAAACUUCAAAGCAGAAGAGCCAAACUAUGUCUACGAAUGCAAGAGCCAGAGUAAUGAUAUGGAGUAUGAGAACAUCUAUGGGAAAUUAACAUCUGAACUGACCAACCUCCGAAAUGAUAUCAACAAUUUAAAAUCAGAUAAGGAAAGUCUGAGCUCAUCCAAGAAAGCCCCGGUGCCAAGCGUUGCUUAUGAAACCCUGAAUUUCCAAGAGAAUAAGAACUAUAAUGCUUAUUACAAAAAGAGCUUUAAUAACAAGCCAAGGCAGGUCUUAUCAACGAAGAAAUUGAAUGAUGAUCCACAGAGAAACAUUCAGAGAAUCAAGAGCAUUGACAGCAACUUCUCAGACCUUGAACGACUCAAUGCUCUUGAGAAGCAUCUGAAUGACCAAAAUGGACUAGAUGAAGCACUCAGAUCUGAGACAGAGAGUCAGGAUAUUAGUUAUAGACAAAGCGAUAUUGAAAAUUUUACUAGCGAAAUCGAUCCACAAUACUUGUUACAGAGCGAAAAUCAGAGCCCAAACCAAGAGUCUUACAAGAACCAGCAAUCAGCAAGGGAGAUCAACAGGGUUUACUGGGAGACUACGAAUGAGAUAGACACUAAUGGGGACGGAAGCAAGCAGAGCAAAGGUAUCCCAAAUCUGAAUAUGGACAAGGUCUACAGCAGGUAUUCAUAAUUCAAUUUAUCCAAACUUCAUG
Messenger RNA from Moneuplotes crassus, 2256 nucleotides. NCBI's taxonomy places the organism in Eukaryota, Ciliophora, Spirotrichea, Euplotida, Euplotidae. The record is from the annotation of a GenBank genome assembly.